This is a messenger RNA of Microthlaspi erraticum, 1224 nucleotides long. The record is from the annotation of a GenBank genome assembly. NCBI's taxonomy places the organism in Eukaryota, Viridiplantae, Streptophyta, Magnoliopsida, Brassicales, Brassicaceae.
AUGGUGUCCACAACAAGAGGAACUCUCUCGAGAGCCGCGGCGGAGAAGGCGGAAGGAAAGAAACCGGUGACAGAGGAAGGCUCAGGCAGUAGGAAAAGCGGAUCCGGGAUUGCCACUACCUCUUCGAGAAUGCAGCUUGCGAGGCUGAUGAUGAACCCUCUGCCUGCAUACCAGAAGGAAACCAUCGAGUUCCUCUCCACUCUCCGAGUUAACUUCUACGAGCCUGACGAGAUCGUGCCUGAGGGUCAUGGAAGUGGAAGGUUCUCCUUCCGAAUCAACAAGAGGAAGUACCGGAUGAGUUUCAAGGAGCUGGAGGAUGUGUUUCAUUUUGAACACAAAGAUGGGCGAGAAACAGAGCCUGGAACGCCACAAGCAGAGCUUCAAGCCUUCUGGGCAAUGAUCGGAGUUGGCGAGUACAUGCUAGCACUGCCAAGAGCACACACAUCAGGAACCCCGUGCUCCGAUACGUCCACAAGGCCCUCGCUCACACCAUCUAUGGAACAGCGUGGCGACGUAUCUUCUCAAGAGCUUCCUCAGCUACAGGGAGUAUGCUCUCUCUCUCAACAAAGUGCACAAGGCAAGCAGUGGUCAGCUGAGUUGUGGAGGACUCAUAACGCCGAUCCUCAUGAACUGGGAAUCACGCUUGAGAAGCCGGUUGAUCCUCAGGCGAUAAACAUCCAGUAUCUCCGCAAGAGCACCUACCUUCGCGGUCAACCCAUCAGCGGACGCCACAACUAUCAGUUCGCCUAUAGGCAGUUUGAACCGGGCUGGCGAGUUUCUUCCUGCCAAACCACCCUUGACCUACAUCACGCUGGCGAAGGUGAGAGCUCAGGCGACGAGGAGAACCUCAUGGACUACAAAACCGGAGAGUUCCACUUCAAGAACCACGAGAUCAAAGGGAGGAAGUCAGCGGCUAACACCGCACUUGAGAGCAUCAACACGCUAAAAGCCUGGAACCAGUUCCAGGACAAAGCGAUCAAGUCCCUCCUCAAGACCGUGAAGAAGAUGGGGAAGCGCAUCAAGCAGCUGACCAAGGGCAAGAGCAAGUCUCCCAGCCACGACUCCGACAACACUCCUCCGAUACACCUCGGUUCCUAUCAUGACGACGACGUAGUCGAGGACUCCGAAGAAGGUGAUGAAGGCUCCUCCAAAUUCCAAACGGCAGAGACCUCAACCAGGAAGAGGAAGGCCUCGAAGUCACCUCAAGCGAGCACCAAAGGGUGA